Messenger RNA from Homo sapiens (human), 1124 nucleotides. RefSeq names its product family with sequence similarity 209 member A (gene FAM209A). NCBI's taxonomy places the organism in Eukaryota, Metazoa, Chordata, Mammalia, Primates, Hominidae. The transcript is spliced from 6 exons. The coding region runs from base 66 to 581 and encodes 171 amino acids. Gene Ontology annotation, cellular component: nuclear inner membrane. The record is from RefSeq and is a predicted model, not a curated record.
AGUCUCCCAGUUGCGAGGGCAAGCAAACCCGUCAUGAGCAACUCCCUUCCCCAUCUCUGCUCACCAUGUGGACGCUGAAAUCGUCCCUGGUCCUGCUUCUGUGCCUCACCUGCAGCUAUGCCUUUAUGUUCUCUUCUCUGAGACAGAAAACUAGCGAACCCCAGGGGAAGGUGCAAUACGGAGAGCACUUUCGGAUUCGGCAGAAUCUACCAGAGCACACCCAAGGCUGGCUUGGGAGCAAAUGGCUCUGGCUUCUUUUUGUUGUUGUGCCGUUUGUGAUACUGCAGUGUCAAAGAGACAGUGAGAAGAAUAAGGAGCAGAGUCCUCCUGGCCUUCGAGGCGGCCAACUUCACUCUCCAUUAAAGAAAAAAAGAAAUGCUUCCCCCAACAAAGACUGUGCAUUCAAUACCUUAAUGGAACUCGAGGUGGAGCUUAUGAAAUUUGUGUCCAAAGUGCGGAAUCUUAAACGUGCCAUGGCAACAGGUAGUGGCAGUAACCUCAGGCUUCGAAAGUCAGAGAUGCCUGCAGAUCCAUACCAUGUCACGAUCUGUGAAAUAUGGGGAGAAGAAAGCUCUAGCUGAAUGGAUUUGUGUGUCAGGAGAGAAAAAAAAGAAAAAGUGAAUGGGAGACCAGUAGCCAUAGCAGUGAUGGUUUUGUUUUUGCCUCUCUCACGUCAUCUAGAGCUGUGGGUGGUGAGAAGAACACCGAAAGCUACAUAAUAUGUUUAUUGAUUGGAAUUCUGCUGUAAGAAGAGCUGUUCCUUCGCCGAUGAUUGAUGGAUGGGUUUCUGUAUGGACUUACAGCAUAAAGUUCUGCUCCUCGGGAGUAAAUCUGCGAAUCAGAGCCUUCCUCAGGAAGAUAGCUCUACAGAUGACCCAGGGGAACAAGUACAAGCCGUGCAUUCCAGCACCCAGGAUUUCUUGUUUCAUGUCAUUUUAAAGAACUCAUGGUUUCAGAAAACUAGCGAACCCCAGGGGAAGGUGCCGUGUGGAGAGCACUUUCGGAUUCGGCAGAACCUACCAGAGCACACCCAAGGCUGGCUUGGGAGCAAAUGGCUCUGGCUUUUGUUUGCUGUUGUGCCGUUUGUGAUACUGCAGUGUCAAAGAGACAGUGAGAAGAAUAAG